Exaiptasia diaphana is the source of this 2959-nucleotide messenger RNA. Its product is annotated as motile sperm domain-containing protein 2. The record is from RefSeq and is a predicted model, not a curated record. Bases 17 to 1672 code for a protein of 551 amino acids. NCBI's taxonomy places the organism in Eukaryota, Metazoa, Cnidaria, Anthozoa, Actiniaria, Aiptasiidae. The transcript is spliced from 20 exons.
AUCGUGACAGUCGAACAUGGCGGAGGAGAACAGCGCAGAAAAAGAAAAUAUUGCCGAAGCCAGGAAGCGAUUUUUUGAUGACUAUGCUGAAAACCUACAUGAUUACGAUGAGAAGGAUUUGAAAAGACUCCAGCAUGAUGACUUUUGGGCCAGAUGUUUUACUAGAGCAAGAGGACAAAAUAUAGCCAAAGCUGUUGAGGCCAUGAAUAUUUGUCUAACAUGGAGAAAAACCUUUGGUCUGAAUGAAUUGACAGAGAGGCAAAUUGACAGACGGCUGUUUGAAACMGGGUUUCUUUAUCCACAUAAUCGAGACAAGGAUGGCAAUUCUAUCAUUAUUUUUACUGGGAAGAUACACAAAAAAGACCCACAGCAGCAUCCAGAACUAAAGAGAUAUUUAGUGUUUAUGUUAGAAAAACACGCAAGAAUGUAUCCUGGCAGACAGAUAACAUUAUUGUUUGACAUGCAAGAAACAGGGCUUGCAAACAUGGACAUGGAUUUUGUGAAAUUCAUCAUAACCUGCUUCACAAAUUAUUUCCCUAACACACUUGCUUGGUUACUUGUUGUUGAGCUGCCAUGGAUUUUAACAGCUGCAUGGAAGAUAGUCAAGACCUGGCUUUCUCCAGAAGCAGUAAACAAAAUAAAAUUUCUCCACAAAUCCGAUCUUAUGGAGUACAUUGAAGAAGAUAACAUAUUAGAAAGACUUGGUGGAAAAGACAGUUAUCAAUAUAGUUAUCCUCAAAGUCAAGAAGACAUUGCUCUUGGUCCAUCAGAAAGGGAUGUCGAUAGUCUGGAUGCUGUUUACAAUUCAAUUGAUCAAGUACCAGCAGUAAAUGGGGAAGCAAAACCAAAUUUGGAUGAAGCAACUUCCGACUCUCCYAAAACAGCAAAGGUUACUUUUGAUGAAGAAAAUCUUGCUUAUAAUGCUUCAGCUAACAAUUCUGUAGUGGAUAACCACAGAAAUAAAGAAGAUUCUGAGCAGCUAUCUCCCAAAACAACCAGUCAAUCAAAGACUUCGAGUCCUGUUGAAGAAAAGUCUCCAUCAACAAAACUGUUGACUAUAUCACCUACAGAAGAGCUUAUAUUUGGAGGUACACCGAAUGCAGCCGGUGAACUGCUACAAACMUUAACUCUUGAUAAUAAUUCUUCWAAAACCGUGGCAUUUAAGGUUAAAACAACAUCUCCAGGGAGCUAUCGUGUUCGUCCAAGUGCUGGUGURAUCAGYUGURGUUCUUUUACUGAUGUUAGCGUGUAUUUACAACCCGGUCACACAUUAAAUGUUAGUAAAGAYAAGUUUCUGGUUAUGUCAACCGAAGUAAGCGAAGGCAUGUCUGCAGCAGAUGUCGCCAAUGUUUGGAAAACUACUCCCAAAUCAAAUAUCUCKGAUCACAGGUUACGAUGUUCAAUCGUGUCAACAAUCAUACCAAACGAGGCUCAUCAUUCAGAGAAUGACAGCAUAACUGGCACCAUAACUAACAGCAAAAUUAGUGUAACAACUUCUCCUUCUGUGGCUGAACAGCUGAAAUCCAUGGAACGAAAGAUCGACCGAAUCGAGAAAAAGAUAACUUACAUAGAAGAAGGGCUMCAGAUGUUCAUUAAAAUACAGAUAGGUUUAUUUUCAUUCAUGGUGAUUCUAUUCUCAAUUGGAUUUUAUUAUUUUACGUAUCUCAUUUAGCAAAUGAUUAAUGACAACAAAAAUAGCACAGCUCCUGAUUUUCAGCAGGGGAACUGGGUACUAGUAGUUUAUAAACCGGGAGAAUCUAUGUAGCACUCAGUUGAUGUAAUAUAUUCAUAAAGAUAUAAUACAAAACACAUAAUACAAUAGAACGAGAAACAAUGGAAUACAAUACAUUUUAUGAAUACAUUACAUCAACUGCAUGCUACGUAGGUCACCCCUUUAUAAACCUUUAUAAAUGUAAAACCCAGGCCCUUGUCGAAGAUCAGUCUAAUAACCCCCGGGGAGGGGGGGAACUCCCUUAUAAACGUUGGUAGGUAUGCUCGACGGACCUUUUAGGGUCGAAAAUAAAACCCUUGCGUACCUUUUGGGGUCCUGAGCUGACUCCGUACCUUUUAGGGUCAAUUUUCGAACAACAGGAUAAAAAAAUUGAAGAAAGAGAUUAAAGAAAUAGAUUUUAUUCAUUAAAAAAAAUAAUAAUAAUUAAAGAAAUAGAUUUUAUUAACCUCAGCAAUCUAUCGACAUUGAUUUUCUACAGUUUGUUAAACUUGAGCUUUUGAAGACGUCAAAAAUGCUCGUACCUCUUAGGGUCUCGAAUCGAUACUUGAAUUAAUUUAUACGUACCUUUUAGAAUCAUUUUUCAAUUCGUCCGUCGAGCAUACCUACCAACUUUUAUAAGGGAGUACCUUCCCCCCGGGUCUAACACAGUCGUGAAAGUUGAAUCAGGGAUCAGUAAUAUUUUUGAUGAAAGGAAUUUUCAGAAGUCAAAGGGUUGGGAUAGUAUUAUAUUUUCAUUCUAUAGGGAUCAAAACAAUAAAAAAAUGUGAAAAAAAAUUAAAGAAAGUGAUCCCUGGUCUGGCGAACUUGAAAUAAUACAAAGUGAUAAUAGGUUAARUCAAUCAAUCAUUUCCGUUGUAUUUUUAUGGCUAGAAAUACUAGCAUAUUUUUAUUUUUAUUUUUAAUUAAAUUAUAUGCAUUAUGGCAUAAUUGCUACUGUAAUUUGCUUUUGAAAAGCAUUAUCAUAUCAAUAGUUCUAACGUGUUGCGUUUCUGUUAUCAUAACGUUGUUGUUUGAUUUCUUGUGUUUUCGUACACACACACGGACUGGUGGUAGAUGCAUGCACCUCUCCUGGUCUUACUCUGUUAUUAAAAUGUCCAGUCGGUCCAGGAAACAGGUCAUUUGAAUAAAUAUUAUCUUCUUAACCUUAAAUUACAAUUAUUGAGAAAAUUAAGGCGAAAGUGUACGUUCUUUUUUUUAUUUGAAAUAAAAUACAAAUUUUCAAGGCGA